AUGCUACCAUCGGUGGUGUUUGUCCUGCUGGUAGCUUUCACCGGCAUUCAUGCAAACCGAUUCCGGAACGAGUUCCCGGGACCAUAUUGUGCUGCCCGGAACGACCAAUGCUGCCGGGAUCGUCAGGACGGUUGUGCGCAGCCGAUUUCGACAACACUUUGUUAUUGUGAUGAGUUCUGUGAACGAGGAGAACAUGGAGACUGCUGUCCAGACUACGAGGAAGUCUGCAUGGGCAUAACUUCGCCGCCGCAACAGUUGCUGUCCUGCGUGCACAAAAAACGUUACUUCACACCGUACGAUCCGCCAGUGGUGGACAACUGCAACACUUGCAAAUGUAACUAUGACGGGUCGGUGACGUGUACAGACAACGUGUGCCUGGUCGAUGAUGAGAUCCUUACUCAGCUGUAUCAUUUGGAGCGAUCCGUCGGUUGGAAGGCAACGAACUAUUCGGAAUGGUGGGGCCGUACGUACGACGAGGGCAAAGUGCUGCGACUGGGAACAUUCCAGCCAAAGUACCGCGUGAAGGCAAUGAAACGGCUCAGUAACAAGGGAGGAGCUUUGCCGUCACAUUUCGAUGCUAGCGAGCAUUGGCCAGGACUAAUUGCGGAAGCACGUGAUCAAGGAUGGUGUGGUUCGUCGUGGGCGUUUUCGACGGCUACAAUGUCUUCGGAUCGGUUUGCAGUAAUGUCCAAGGGGCGAGAGAUGGCUCAGCUGGCCGCGCAGCAGAUGCUGGCCUGUGUGACACGCCAACAGGCGUGUAAGGGUGGACAUUUGGACACGGCAUGGCAGUAUCUGCGUAAAGUGGGAGUGGUCAAUGAAGAAUGCUAUCCCUAUAUUGCGGCCCAAAACGCUUGCAAAGUACACCGAGACGACACGCUGAUCACUGCCAACUGUGAGCUUCCGCAGACGGUCAACCGUACGCAAAUGUACAAAAUGGGCCCGGCAUACAGUCUGAACAACGAAACAGAUAUUAUGAGCGAAAUUAAGGAGCGUGGAACUGUUCAGGCCCUGAUGCGUGUACACCGCGAUUUCUUCUCCUACAAGAGUGGUGUCUACCGCCAUUCGGCAGCGGCAACAGCGGCAGACGAACGAGCCGCCUUCCACUCGGUCCGUUUGAUCGGAUGGGGAGAGGAACGGGUCGGUUAUGAUGUGGUGAAGUACUGGAUUGCCAUCAACUCCUGGGGCCCUUGGUGGGGCGAGAACGGUCGCUUCCGUAUUCUGCGAGGAUCGAAUGAGUGCGAUAUUGAAAGUUACGUGCUGGCCUCGAACCCCUACGUACACGAGCAUGUCCAGGCGGUGCGCAAAGUCGGGGAGCUGCAGGAGCUGAUCGUCGGAACGGGCUACGUUCCGCACCCUAGCCACCGGUACCCACCGUACGGUCGUAGCGGCUAA
Anopheles coustani is the source of this 1392-nucleotide messenger RNA. RefSeq names its product tubulointerstitial nephritis antigen-like (gene Swim). Lineage: Eukaryota; Metazoa; Arthropoda; Insecta; Diptera; Culicidae. Gene Ontology annotation, biological process: proteolysis. Gene Ontology annotation, molecular function: cysteine-type peptidase activity. The coding region runs from base 1 to 1392 and encodes 463 amino acids. The transcript is spliced from 7 exons. Gene Ontology annotation, cellular component: lysosome. The record is from RefSeq and is a predicted model, not a curated record.